Suillus paluster is the source of this 1563-nucleotide messenger RNA. RefSeq lists its product as uncharacterized. Bases 1 to 1563 code for a protein of 520 amino acids. Lineage: Eukaryota; Fungi; Basidiomycota; Agaricomycetes; Boletales; Suillaceae. The transcript is spliced from 6 exons. The record is from RefSeq and is a predicted model, not a curated record.
AUGGCGACGAUCAUUGAUCCUGACAAUCUGCCAAAUCCUGGUUCUACUUUAUUCCUGCCGUCCUUGCUCGCCCAUAUCCGUGCCGCUGCCCCCGGGGACAGAAAUCUUAUACUGAGAACCCGCGAAGAGGAUAUCGGUCUUGUGUCCAGACUUGCGACUAUAUCGGUCUUCGGUUACAUCACCCACAAACUUAGAUGCCAUGCUGAUACCAAGUCUCAGACACCCGCUAAAUUUCUGAGAUAUCUCUUUCUUCCACCCCCAGCUGCCACCUGCCACCGAUGCAGGAAGUCUUCUUUUCCGAGGUCUAUGUCUUUUCCAAGUGACAUUGCGCGGCCCAUUCAGCGUACCUCGCAACUAACCUCUGAUGAUCUGACCCCCGGAACUGAUGGCGGACCAUUCACGGAAACCCACUCAACGCCGACGCGCCUGAGCCUCCAAACUAAGCCCUCUGUACCUAAUUUUGUUUCUAGUGGCAAUACGACCGGUCACCAACGCCAUGCAUCGCAUGUCAGUUCAGAUGUACUUAAAAUACCAUCUGCAAUUGUCGUCUCCGGAUUAGAACAUGCUAGUUUACCUGCGCAGCGUGCUGUCCUGCGGACUCUUGCGGAGAAGAAGCUUGUUAUGGGGGAUAACCACUCAGACGUCGAGCCAGAACUGCAGUUUGAUCUGCCAGAUGACUUUAUCAUGGUUUAUGUAUGUUGCUUAGAUCCCCAGGAGAAACCUCCUAUAUACAACAGCUUGCUCGACUGGUUUGCUAUGAGCACGCCUAUCAAUGUCCAACUAUCCACGCGAACCGCAAUACAUCAAUAUCAACCUCACCGCGCCUCAACGCCUUCCACAGCGCUCUCCUCUCCCUCGAUACCAGGGUACUCGCUCCCAAACGUCCUUUUGUCCGGCCCGCCAACCCCUCCUCCACCACACAGCUCCAUGCCCGUCAUACCUGCUGCGUUCUUGGCAAGGCUCAAAUACCUAUACCUAUUUACCGCGACGCGGCAUUUUGGUGCGCUAGACGCCAUGAUGCUCACCGCCCGUGCACGCCAAGAUGCGGAGGUCCUUGCGCGGGCUGCUCGGGUGCUCGGGGUCGAUCAAACAGGGGCAGAGCUGAUUAAGGAAGUAGCGAUCGGUGCUACCGAGCGCAUUGACGAGGACAGCCUUACCGAACGGGAGUACACCCGCACGAGCACGAGCACGCAGAGCUUUGAAGCACUUAUCGAUGGCUCCGCGCUGCCAUUCCAUGUGCCUGACGUGACUAGCGUGCAUACGCACCGCAGUAUGCAGAGUACGCCCAUCAAGAAUGAGGAACCACUAGAACUGGAUGUGUCCGAAGCGGAUGUGGCGAGGAUUUUCCCGAGGGUGGUGUCGCAUCGGGUUAGGGUGAGGGAUUCACCUGUGGAUGAAAUUUUGAGUGGCGCGGUUUGUGGGGCUGUGAGUUUACCGGGGUUCAUACCUAAAGGGAUGAAUUCGGACUGGGAAGAGGGGCCCGUUGACGUGCAUGAUCCAGAUACCGUUUGGGAGCGGGAAACAGUCAAAGAUAUAUUGGUACAUGUACUUGCCAACGUAUGA